Vicia villosa (hairy vetch) is the source of this 2136-nucleotide messenger RNA. RefSeq lists its product as uncharacterized. Gene Ontology annotation, biological process: DNA integration. The transcript is spliced from 4 exons. Bases 1 to 2136 code for a protein of 711 amino acids. Gene Ontology annotation, molecular function: nucleic acid binding. NCBI's taxonomy places the organism in Eukaryota, Viridiplantae, Streptophyta, Magnoliopsida, Fabales, Fabaceae. The record is from RefSeq and is a predicted model, not a curated record.
AUGGUGAUUGACAUGGAAGAAGAUAGGGAGUCACCUAUCAUCCUUGGAAGACCAUUCAUGAAAACAGCCCGGAUGAUGAUCGAUAUUGAUGAUGGUAUAAUGAAGUUAAGGGUUCAAGAUGAAGAGGUAUGUUUUAAUCUCUUCGAUGCCAUGAAGCAACCAAAAGACAAGAAUGACUGUUUUCGCAUGGAUGUUACUGAAGAGAGUGUAGUGGAAGUGACAAACCAAAUUCAUCUAUUUAGCCCUUUAGAGAGAUCUCUUGUUGAAUCUUUCAAUAUUGUGGUGAACCCAGAAGAUCAUGAGAAGACAGCUUUUACAUGUCCAUUUGGAAUUUUCGCGUAUAGACGUAUGCCAUUUGGAUUAUGUAAUGCUCCAGCUACUUUCCAACGGUGCAUGCAAGCCAUAUUCUCAGACCUCAUUGAAAAAAGUAUUGAAGUAUUCAUGGAUGACUUCUCCGUAUUUGGAAAAACUUUUGAUAUGUUCUUGAAUAAUUUGGAUGUGGCACUUGGAAGAUGUAUUGAAACCAAUUUGAUAUUAAAUUGGGAGAAAUGCCAUUUCAUGGUGACUGAAGGAAUUGUACUCGGACACAAAGAAUCUUCCAGAGGACUUGAAGUGGACCCGGCCAAGGUGGAGGUAAUCUCAAAACUCCCACCUCCAAUAAAUGUAAAAGGAGUAAGAAGUUUUUUAGGUCACGCUGGAUUCUAUAGAAGAUUUGUGAAAGAUUUUUCAAAGAUUGCCAAGCCGUUGAGUAAUUUACUCAACCAAGGUACCUGUUUUAAUUUUGAUGAAUCUUGUGUUCAAGCUUUCAAUGACCUAAAAGACCGGCUGGCCACGACACCUGUGAUCGUAGCGCCCGAUUGGACAAACCCCUUUGAACUAAUGUGUGAUGCUAGCGAUUAUGCCAUCGGUGCAGUAUUAGGCCAACGAAAAGGAAAGAUAUUUCAUGUUAUACACUAUGCAAGUAAGGUGCUAAAUGAUGCUCAAGUCAACUAUGCCACCACAGAAAAAGAAUUGUUAGCCAUAGUGUAUGCCCUUGAAAAGUUUAGAUCCUAUCUCAUUGGGUCAAAAGUGAUAGGUAAGGAUGGCAUUUUAAGAAGAUGUGUUACUGAAGAAGAAGCACAACAAAUUUUGUGGCACUGUCAUAAUGCACCUAGUGGUGGGAAUUUCAACGGAUGGAGGACGUCAACAAAAGUUCUCCAAGCCGGAUUUUUCUGGCCUACUAUUUUCAAAGACGCCCACCAUCAUGCAAAGAAUUGUGACAAAUGUCAAAGAGUUGGAGGGAUAAGUAAACGUGAUGAGAUGCCGCUUCAAACCAUUAUUGAAGUAGAAGUUUUUGAUUGUUGGGGCAUAGAUUUCAUGGGGCCUUUUCUUCCAUCUUUUGCUAAUGAAUAUAUUCUAGUUGCAUUGGAUUAUGUUUCCAAAGUGAUUAUAAGCGAUGGUGGAUCUCACUUUGUUAAUGACCAGGUAGCUAAAGUGCUGGACAAGUAUCAUAUCAACCAUAAGAUAGCAUCACCAAAUCACCCCCAAACCAACGGGCAAGCAGAGAUCUCAAACAGAGCAAUCAAGAAUAUUUUAGAGAAGACUGUAUCAGAAUCCCGAAAAGACUGGUCGGUAAGAAUUGAUGAUGCCUUGUGGGCCUAUAGGACAACAUACAAAGCACCGACUGGUGCAUCUCCAUUUCAAAUGGUUUAUGGUAAAGCAUGCCACCUCCCUGUUGAGGUGGAACACAAAGCAUUAUGGGCCUUACGAUUCUUCAAUAGAGAUGAUAGCUUGGCUUAUAAGAAAAGGAAGAAUCAAAUCCAUGAGCUUGAGGAAUUCAGGUACCUAGCAUAUGAAUCUAAUAAGAUGUACAAAGAAAAUAUGAAAAGGUAUCACGACAAGAGAAUCAAGAAGAAAGAGUUUAAAGUGGGAGACCUUGUUCUACUAUUCAACUCUAGACUCAAGCUUUUCCCAGGGAAACUAAAGUCUAAAUGGUCAGGACCGUUCUUAAUCAAGGAAGUCAAAUCAUAUAAUGCUAUUACUAUUGAGGAUAGUAAGACUAAAGAAAGCUGGACCGUUAAUGGAGAACGGUUAAAGAACUACCUUGGGGGAGAAUUUGAUAGAGAAGUGUGCACAAUCUCACUUUUGAGCACAUAA